UUAUUCUAUGGUCGAUUGUCUUGUAGUAAAACACACAUGUCGCUAGCUUGCUUGCUAGCUAGUCCGUUGCAAUCAUUAGGUGGUAUAGACAAAUGUUUUAAUGAUAGCCAGUAGGUUUUAGUAUUACUACGUGCGUUAGAAUUGGGAAAAUGGCACAUUUGACUACAAACCCUGCCAUCAAAGAAAGGCAUAUGUGCAUAUACCCUGCAUAUGUCAACAGUAAGAAAACGAUAGCAGAAGGAAGAAGAAUACCAUCUGAAAAGGGAGUGGAAAAUCCAACAUGUGCUGAAAUCCGGGAUGUCCUCUCUGCGGCUGGAUUGAACGUUCUGGUUGAGAACAAGAUGUACCCCAGAGAGUGGAACCGGGACGCGCAGUUUCGGGGAAGGGUUCGUGUCCAGCUGAAGGAGGAAGAUGGAAACCUGUGCCAGGAAAAGUUUUCAUCGCGCAAAGACGUGAUGCUCUACGUGGCUGAAAUGAUUCCGAAGUUGAAGACCAGGACCCAGAAGAGCGGGGCGGGGGACAACAGCGCCCAGUUGGGCGAGGGGGGCAGGAAGGGGAAGAAGAAGAAGAAGUAACACGUCCUGCUUUUUUGUUCCGCGUUUCACCGUGACAAGUUCCCAGUGGUCCCUUAUGCUGGAUUCCCAUGUUCACUGAGCAUGAAGGACAUACACAUAGCUGGCAUUCGUUUAAAAACAAAAAAAGGAGGAAAAGAUAUUUGUGUUACGGGGGGGUCUGGGGGAGUAUAAAUAUCUCCAUAGGGGAGUUAUUUAUUUUUCUUUCAUGGUUGUUUUUUUUAAUUUUUAUCGAUGGUCGUCAGGAGCAUUAUGCCAGUAUAGUUUACCUAUGGAAAUGAUCAAUCUGUCUGAUGGCUACAUGUAAUUAUUAUUUUGCUUUUAUCCUUCCUAGAAAGCUUUUGAAAGGGUUUUCAGUUGUUUUCGAAACGUCAUCGUUUUGUUAAUUUAUCUCUCAAACCGUGCGAGCAGAUGCUUUGAGAGCAACGGUAGUUCAUAAAUAAAUACAUUUCACAGACCUCUC
This is a messenger RNA of Anguilla rostrata (American eel), 1035 nucleotides long. It is a transcript of the gene srp19, whose product is annotated as signal recognition particle 19. The record is from RefSeq and is a predicted model, not a curated record. Bases 150 to 575 code for a protein of 141 amino acids. Gene Ontology annotation, cellular component: signal recognition particle, endoplasmic reticulum targeting. Gene Ontology annotation, molecular function: 7S RNA binding. The transcript has 5 exons. Gene Ontology annotation, biological process: SRP-dependent cotranslational protein targeting to membrane, signal sequence recognition; SRP-dependent cotranslational protein targeting to membrane. Lineage: Eukaryota; Metazoa; Chordata; Actinopteri; Anguilliformes; Anguillidae.